This is a messenger RNA of Drosophila navojoa, 704 nucleotides long. It is a transcript of the gene PRL-1, whose product is annotated as protein-tyrosine phosphatase 4A family member PRL-1. NCBI's taxonomy places the organism in Eukaryota, Metazoa, Arthropoda, Insecta, Diptera, Drosophilidae. The record is from RefSeq and is a predicted model, not a curated record. Gene Ontology annotation, biological process: protein dephosphorylation.
UAAUAUUAGCUUAGUUUGAAAAACAAGGAUUAGGUUCGAUUAACAUAUUGUAAGCGGGGAGUAAACCCACUCUGUAAUCAAUUCAACUGAUUUGUAAAGUUAUUAUAAGUUAAGCCACAAAAUGCGUCAAAAAGAUCUGCGCCCAGCACCAGCUCUUAUUGAGUAUAAGGGCAUGAAGUUCCUAAUCACCGAUCGACCAUCAGACAUAACAAUUAAUCACUAUAUAAUGGAGCUUAAGAAGAACCAUGUUAACACGGUGGUGCGUGUGUGCGAGCCCAGCUACAAUACGGACGAGCUGGAGGCCCAGGGUAUUACUGUUAAGGAUCUAGCCUUUGACGAUGGCACCUUUCCGCCCCAGCAGGUCGUCGACGAGUGGUUUGAGGUGUUGAAGGACAAAUAUCAGCAGAACCCCGAGGCGUGCGUUGCAGUUCAUUGCGUAGCUGGUCUGGGACGUGCCCCCGUUUUGGUUGCGCUUGCACUCAUCGAACUGGGCUUGAAAUAUGAAGCAGCUGUUGAAAUGAUUAGAGAUAAGCGACGCGGCGCUAUCAAUGCCAAGCAGCUCUCAUUUUUGGAGAAGUACAAGCCGAAGGCGCGUCUAAAGCACAAAAAUGGCCACAAAAAUUCAUGUUCUGUGCAAUAGAUUUCCAAAACCAUAUGUAUAUUCCCACCAGAUAAAAAGUGUUCAUUUUUUCAAAACAAAAAAA